Messenger RNA from Rhipicephalus sanguineus (brown dog tick), 603 nucleotides. Its product is annotated as pre-rRNA-processing protein TSR2 homolog. Gene Ontology annotation, biological process: maturation of SSU-rRNA from tricistronic rRNA transcript (SSU-rRNA, 5.8S rRNA, LSU-rRNA). Lineage: Eukaryota; Metazoa; Arthropoda; Arachnida; Ixodida; Ixodidae. The record is from RefSeq and is a predicted model, not a curated record. The transcript has 5 exons. Gene Ontology annotation, cellular component: nucleus. The coding region runs from base 21 to 560 and encodes 179 amino acids.
CCAGUGCAUCAGAUGUAAACAUGGCGGCUGGCAACGCGUUUCACGUGUCUGUCAAAACUUUAAUAGGCGAUUGGCAUGGCCUGCAGGUUGCUAUUGAAAAUGGCAUGGGUGGACCACAAGCACGGGAGAAAGAGCAGUGGCUCGUUGGAGUUCUAGAACAGCAUUUCGCCGACAACAGUAACUUGCAUCCCGAUGAAGUGGCCGACUUAAUAGCCGAUAUCAUCGACAACGAAUUCGACACCAUCAUUGAAGAUGGCAGCGUAGGGCAGAUAUCGGCCUUGCUGUGCAAGCACUAUCAGCUCUGCCUUGAGGGCAGGGAAAACGAAGUGCUGGAGUCUCUGUCGCAGAGGCUUCCGCAAACAAGGACGCUGAGGGUACCUGUCGCUGGAGACUACGACAGUGAUGACGAAGCAGAAAUGCAGAACCACAUUGACACGGAGGUGUCGUCACAGAUGGGAGGCCUUCAGCUGAACGGGCCCAGCUCGAGCCAACAGCAGCCACGACGACAAGAACCCGACGAAGACGGCUGGACAGUUGUUAGGCAUGGAAGGAGGACAUAGCUAUCAUAACCACUGCCAAUAAUAGUGUAUAUGCAAUUAAAUA